Molecule: messenger RNA, 1182 nt
Organism: Manihot esculenta (cassava)
Lineage: Eukaryota; Viridiplantae; Streptophyta; Magnoliopsida; Malpighiales; Euphorbiaceae
Product: ethylene-responsive transcription factor ERF011
Exons: 1
Coding region: 327-785 (152 amino acids)
Biological process (GO): regulation of DNA-templated transcription
Molecular function (GO): DNA binding; DNA-binding transcription factor activity
Source: RefSeq, a predicted model, not a curated record
GUAGGGAGAUGGACGAGUACAUAGGAGAGAGAUGAGAGGUGAUGGAGUAUGUCGGCCAAAUUUGGAUUUAUCUUGACGAAAGAUCAACGUGGCGCCCGUGCCCCAACGAGACACUAGCAGCCAAGUAGGAACUCCUGUGUCCUACCCCUCUCUCUCUUUCUCUCUCCAUUUCUCUAUAUUUCUUCCUUUCUCUUCCUUUGUUUCUUUCUCUCUCUAUAUAUAUUAUAUAAACAAACCAUGGUGUCAAGGGCAACCGUUCUGGCCUUAUGCGAUUGAAACGACAUAUUCUUUCCGACCUCUUUUACACCAAAAAACUUCAUUAAAACAUGGAGGGGGAGUGCUGUUCAAGUUCCAGCUCCACUUCCCCCACUACAACCACCGAGAAGCGCAAGCACAGGCAACAACAAGACAAACCUUAUAGAGGCAUAAGGAUGAGGAAGUGGGGUAAGUGGGUUGCUGAGAUUAGAGAACCCAAUAAACGGUCUAGGAUUUGGCUUGGCUCCUACUCAACGCCUAUCGCCGCCGCACGUGCCUACGACACCGCCGUUUUCUACCUUCGAGGCCCUUCCGCGAGGCUUAAUUUCCCCGAUUUGAUAUACCAAGAUGACGAACUACGGGACAUAUCUGCUGCUUCUAUUCGCAAGAAAGCCACUGAAGUUGGGGCUCAGGUGGACGCCCUGCAGCAAACAGGACUCCAUGCAUCAGAAAACAACUCCAACCGAGUAGUCUCAGAGAAACCUGAUUUGAACCAGUAUCCGACCCCAGAAAAUUCCGAUGACGAGUAAACAGAGUAUCGUUGAUUAGUUAGUAAUUAAGAACUCCUUGUAAUCAUUUUAUGUUUUAUUUAAUCUUUUUUUUUUAUGAUAUAAUUCGCUUAACUAGCCAGCCAGCCGCCAUACGUGCCUGGGAAAAUUUCACAAAGGAAAAUUGAGGGGUGUGUUUAUAAAGAUUUUAAAAGAGAAAUAGAUAUGAGAAGGAUUCUAUUUCGACCUGGGUAAUGAAACGGAAGCAAGUCUCCUCUAUCAGUUUGUAAUAGAAAUGGUUAAAAGCAGCAAGAUAGUUUCUUUUAGUUAGUUAAGCCAUCAAGUUUAAAUCUGUGUUUGUCUUGUAGUAGCAUUAGCAGUUGUAUUGUUGAUUCUCUUAUUGUACGAUUCCAAUAACAUGGUUUGGAAAAUUAUAUGA